AUCACCCCAAUGCUGAAUCCUCUCAUCUACACGCUGAGGAACGAGGAUGUAAAGAAUGCCAUGAAAAGACUGUGGAAUCGCAAGUUCUCCUUGAAGGAAAAGCAGAAGGGAUAGCUUAUCACGGAAGAGGAGAUGGAGAGGAAAAACAGCACAGUGGUGACCGAAUUCGUCCUCCUCGGCCUCACCCAGUCUCGAAAUAUUCAGCUCCUGGUCUUUGUGCUGAUCUUCACCUUCUACUCCAUCAUCCUCCCUGGAAACUUCCUCAUCAUCCUCACCAUCAGAUCAGACCCCGGGCUCUCAGCCCCCCUCUACUUCUUCCUGGGCAACCUGGCCUUCCUGGAUGCCUCCUACUCCUUCAUCGUGGCUCCCAGGAUGCUGGUGGACUUCCUCUCUGAGGAGAAGCUCAUCUCCUACAGAGGCUGCAUCACCCAGCUCUUCUUCCUGCACUUCCUGGGGGGAGGGGAAGGCCUCCUUCUGGUCGUGAUGGCCUUUGACCGCUACGUCGCCAUCUGCCGGCCUUUGCACUAUGCAACCCUCAUGAACCCCAGAGCCUGCUACUCCAUGCUGUUGGCGCUGUGGCUUGGAGGCUUUCUCCAUUCCAUUAUCCAGGUGGCCCUCAUCCUGCGGUUGCCCUUCUGUGGCCCGAACAGGCUGGAUAACUUCUUCUGUGAUGUCCCGCAGGUCAUCAAGCUGGCCUGCACGGACACCUUCGUGGUGGAGCUGCUGAUGGUCUUCAACAGUGGCCUGAUGACGCUCCUGUGCUUCCUGGGGCUUCUGGCCUCCUACGCAGUCAUCCUCUGCCACGUUCGUAAGUCAGCCUCUGAAGGGAAGAACAAGGCUCUGUCUACAUGUACUACUCACGUCAUCAUUAUACUUCUCAUGUUUGGACCUGCCAUCUUCAUCUACACGCGCCCAUUCAGAGCCUUGCCAGCUGAUAAAGUGAUUUCUUUCUUCCACACAGUGAUCUUUCCAUUGAUGAAUCCUGUGAUUUACACACUGCGCAACCAGGAAGUGAAAGCUUCCAUGAAGAGGUUGUUGAGUCGGUAUGUGGUCUAUUGAAUGGAUUUCAAAAUGAGAAAUCAAGAAGGAAGACUUUGGGCUGCAUUCCAUUCUCGUAGUAAAAAUUGUUUUCCAUUGAACAUUUCCCUUUGUUCAGGUUCUAUUAAAGAAAAUGGGGAGGGGGGAAAAUAAACUCAGAUUAUUUAAACAAUACAAAGGAAAGUUUAGAGUGGUUGGAAAACAAUGAGUGAGUACAAGAGAUUCAGGGGUCAAAAUUUAUGUAACUUUAAGUGUCAAAUCUGAAGUCUUUUGGACUGAGAGACAUUUGAUUAUAUUUUAUUGGAAAUGGGGUCCAUUUUAGUGUUUUAAACAAAAGAUUGACUCAUCCAUAAUUCCUUCUCUUAUGGGAUAGGCAGAGAUCAAUAAGCUAUAAAACCUAAAGAGCCAAAUAUUGAACACAUUUUUGAAAAUAAUAUAGUAUUCAGAAUCUGGAAGAGAGAUAAAAGGGAAGCUAAUUAGUUGCAUGGAAAAAUGUCAUAAAAUUAUUCGAAUUUAUUUUUUCAGAGCUUUAUGAUUCUUAUUAUUUAUAUAUUGCUACAGAUUAUGUUGUGAAUUGCUAAAAUCCCUGCAAUUAUUUUAAAUAUACUUAGGUUUAAUGUGAGAAAUUAAGUACUUAUAAAUUCUUUUUAAUGGAAAAAGACAAGUUUCUACUCUGGGUGUCUUAAAAUGAUGUCAGUAAAAUUCCAUAUAACUAACCUGCUACAUGCCUUAUCUGCAAUAAUCAGGAGACUGGGAAGACAGAGAGCCGCCUUUCUAGCUCUUAGCUCAGGAAACACAUCAGCUAGCUGUGGCCCGGUAGUCAGGAGAAUGAUACAGAGUGCUGCCCAUGUUACUGGCGCUCUCCAAUUAAUUUAUGCUAAACUCAAUGACUUACUUCACUUAACAUAAUAAUCUGUUAACAGUGACCUAAUAAUCACACAUUCCAGCUACGUUGUUGCAAAUGAUGAGACAUUUUCCUUUUUAUGCCCCAGUAGUAUUCAUUGCAUAUAUGUACCAUGUUUUUACCAUAAAGAGAUGCUACAUUUUUGAGGAGAUAGAUAUGUGUACUCUGAUUGGACAUUAUAUCAUAUAAAAUAUAUAUAUUUACACAUAUUGAAACAUCAUUUGGUACUCAUAAAUAUGUGCAAUUUUUAUGUGUGAGUUAAAUUUUUAAAAAAAGUUUUACAUGAGUACAUUUGAUAGAAACUUAGAAAACCUGUUUAUAUGUUCACAGCUUCUUCAGAAAAUAAGAUAAUACAAAAAUGGUGGUAAAAUAGAGUAUACAGGUUUUACAAUCUUGGAGAUGCGAAAUAAUACAUUUAAAUUGAAAAUAGAAAUAGGACAACAGGUACAUUGGCAUGUAAAUAUUUAAAAAUUGUGUGUAGGUAAAAUGCAAAAGUGAUGCAAAACUCCCCAUAACUUAUGUUUAUGCAUAUUAUAUUCUGUACAAUAGUUUAUAUGGAAAUUAAAAUAAAUAUUACCUCCCUAUUCUAGCAUUAUGUGAGAGCAUCCAUGCAUAAAUUUAAAGAAAAGCUGUAAAGUAAAUGAAAACAAAUGAUAAAAGAGUAAUUUACUUAAUACAUAAGACCUUUCAUCAGGAUUGUGAAUAGGUACAUAUUAUAAUGAAAUACAGGCUGGCACCACGGCUCAAUAUGCUAAUCGUCCACCUUGUGGUGCCGGCACACUGGGUUCUAGUCACAGUCGGGGCGCCGGAUUCUGUCCCGGUUGUCCCUCUUCCAGGCCAGCCCUCUGCUGUGGCUUGGGAGUGCAGUGGAGGAUGGCCCAGGUAUUUGGGUCCUGAACCCCAUGGGAGACUAGGAGAAGCACCUGGCUCCUGCCUUCGGAUAGGCAUGGUGCGCCGGCCGCUGUGCGCCAGCCGUGGCGGCCAUUGGAGGGUGAACCAACGGCAAAAGGAAGACCUUUCUCUCUCUCUCUCUCUCACUGUCCACUCUGCUUGUAAAAAAAAAAAAAAAGGUAGACAGGCCGAUGCUGUGGUAUAAGCUGGUAAAGCCACCACUUGCAGUGCCGGAAUACCAUAUGGGUGCCAGUUCAAGCCUUGGCGGCUCCACUUCCCUUCCAGCUCUCUACUAUGGCUUGGGAAAGCAGUACAAGAUGGCCUGAGUUCUUUUUUUAAAAACUUUUAUUUAAUAAAUAUAAAUUUCUAAAGUACAACUUUUGGAUUAUAGUGGUUUUUCCCCCAUAACCACCCUUCCACCCACAAACCAUCCUAU
Molecule: messenger RNA, 3269 nt
Organism: Oryctolagus cuniculus (rabbit)
Lineage: Eukaryota; Metazoa; Chordata; Mammalia; Lagomorpha; Leporidae
Source: RefSeq, a predicted model, not a curated record